Aspergillus welwitschiae is the source of this 2367-nucleotide messenger RNA. RefSeq lists its product as uncharacterized. The record is from RefSeq and is a predicted model, not a curated record. The transcript has 4 exons. The coding region runs from base 216 to 2225 and encodes 669 amino acids. Lineage: Eukaryota; Fungi; Ascomycota; Eurotiomycetes; Eurotiales; Aspergillaceae.
GCCAUCUCUUGCGGCCACGGGCUUAGUUUCUGAAGCUUUUGCCCUAUCGAUUCCCAUCGGGCUCCUCGGACAGCUCCACUGCCCAAGAGAGCUGCAGAAAGUACAGACAGACGCCCUGUUUGGUCUUCCCCACCCUUCGGCUCUUGCCCCCAGUCCCUAAUUCCCGGGCCUGACCGGUACUACGCGUUUGCCGGGCCAGGCCAAAUCAUGAGAUAAUGGGGGAGGAGGGUAACCCCGACCCCGGAACCACCUCUAAUAAGCCUAAUCUUAAGUUUCAGAAUGUGAAUGUGGGCGCUGCCCCAGGCCCUGUGCCUGCUCGUCGUCAUUCCAAUGAUCACAAUAAUCAUCAUGCAGAAGACCGCUCAGCUCCCUCAAGGAACCGGCCUGCCAGACCCGCCCAGCAAUCUGGCUCCAGGAACUUCGAGUUUGUCCUAGUCACUGAUCAUGAGUCCAAGCGCCAGGUCCGCCGCCAUGCCAUGCGCCAGUACAUGCAUCAGCGGCGCUUGGACAGUAUCGCGCGAUUGGGGACAGCUCGUAUACCUGGCGGUGGUUGGACCCCCCGCUCCCCGUCUGACUCUCAGGUACCCGAGUCCUCCCCAUCGCUGGUGGAGGAAAUCCAGGAUGAGCCUGCUAUCAAAUCCGAAAAGGGUUCGCCGAGUAGCGAAGAGGACCAUCCACCGCCUGAAAAGCCAAAGGGACCUUCGCGAUUGCUCAUCCCUAAAUUACACAAGGUCAAACGUGAGGAGAAAUCGCCUCCUUCCUCACUGGCUGUUCAAAAGCCUACACCUAAGGCUUUAGACCCCCUCAUUACUCCUGGAGAAGGUUCCGUUCGAGACCCGUUUAGCUGCUAUCCAAUUCCGGUUAGCCAUGCAGAUCAUGAAUUGAUCCAACAUUUUGUGGUCACGUACCCAUCUAUGAUGUAUAAGUUUGCCGAUUCGAUCGCGAACAACCCUAUGAUGGAGAUAUUUCGGCAGUUUGCCUUGCACGAUGGCCUGCCGUUCCAGGCCAUGCUCGCCAUUGCUUCGAAGCACCGUGCAGGUGUCGAAGGCAAAACCGAGUCCGUCCAAAGUUUGACCCAUAAGAUGCGAGCGCUGCGGUUGAUGAACGAGCGCAUCCAAGCAGACUCUACUGGGCAGUAUGACGGAACUAUCUACGCUGUUGCCACAAUGGCUGUCAUUGAGAAAUGGUCCAAGGAUGCAUCCAUAGAACGGAUGCAUUUUAGAGGAUUGGCAUCGAUGAUUAGAAGUCGCGGAGGAAUGCAAGGCAUGCGGAUCUCUAGCCCCUUCCUGGAGAAGGUGCUCUAUUGGGUGGAUUUUAGUUGUGCCUCAAAGGCCAUUGUCAGCACCUCUCUACCCUGGACUGGUGCUAUCUCGGCUACUCCUCCACUCGACUUCCUGGAUCCGACAAUUCACCUUGCAGUACCCCAUGACUCAACUACCGCAGAAGACUCGGAAAGUCUCUGCGAAACUUUUCGCGCCUGCGAAGACUUUUUAAGAUUCUUCCGCCGUCUCCGCGAACUAGAACGCCGUGCCCUAGAUGCUCCUUACACUCUCUCACCUGAUGCCAUCCCGAAGCGCAUCAACUAUUUCACACCCGGCACGCAGCUCUACACGAUUCUCACGAUGCUCCCUGACUACGAUCAUGGAAUUCGGGAUAUCCGUUUUAUCGACGAAUACACCUGCAUGGCCUGUCUCUUCUUCCUGGCCAUUGCUCUCCACGAUUGCUACCUAAACUCAACCUCCCUCGACCCCUACAUGGAAUGGCUAAGCGUGGAAAUCAGAAAAAUGAAUCCCUCCACCAACCCUAGCAUCACCUCCGUCCUCUGGCUCUUCCUCAACAACGGCGGCUAUCCGCCAAAUUACCGCGGCGACACUGGUGCCCGGUGCUGGAUUGUUUCCCGCAUGGUCCGAGUUGCCAAGCGCCUUGAAUGGAAACGCCACGGCACGAUCUGGGACCGUCUCCGCCAAGUUCUCAUCGACUUCAUCGUCACUCAACAAGAAUGCGCACUCGGAUGCGACCAAAUCGACGCCGAUACUCUGGCCACCCGUCAACGAAAACGUCUCCUUCAUGUCCAGGACGACGCCUCCCCUUCUUCAUCUUCAUCUUCACCGGAAUACUUCUGGAACGAGGCCCAGAUGCGUGAAGAUAUCCUUAAUUUUAGUUUAUCCUCCAUCACGACCCGCGAUGUGGGUGACGAUACUACAAAUAUACCUGUUUUCACUUGAGUAAUCUUUUUCUUUCUCUUUCCUUUGGCCAAUCCCUUACGCCCUAGGGCGUAUAUGUAUGCUGCUUGCUCACAUCGCAUCAACCUCAUUCAGUUGCAAGGCGUUGAUUUCAUGAAAGAGGGAAACCCGGGACCCUACUGGA